AAUCUCUGGCCCCGUUGGGAUGGUGGGAGAGGGGAGGUUUUCACGGUAGCUCGCAAUGCCACCAGCAGCGAGGGGGGUCCACAUGGAAUUCGGGUAGAGAUGCUCCCAUCGAUCGAUCGAUCGGCAUAAACAAAAUGGAAUGGAAGGUUGCUCGCUGUCUACUUCAAGAAGGUUAGGUUCUUGCUCGCCUCGCCCAGGGAUAUUUCUUGCCUUGAGCGCGCAGAUUUCCAGCGAGCAGCGCAGCGCCAGCGCCAGAGAGCCAAUGCCGGCAGAUUCUUAGCUUGCAAGGCCUCCUUGCGAGAGAUUUCGGUCGAUUCCAGGCGCCGCUGUCGGCGAGAUUUGGGACCUGGAACACCGGCAUCGAGAGAAUCCCGCGAUAAUCCACCUCAAUGGCUCUGUUCCCGUCGCCAAAUCCCAAGAACAAGCCGUCCUGGAAGCUCCUCCCGAUUCUCAUCCUCGUCGUCUUCUCCCUCGCCUUCUUACUCUUCCGCGACGCUAGCAAUCCCUCGCAAUCCCUCGCAUCUUCUUCUUCUUCUUCUUCCUCCUCCUCUCCCUCCUCGCAGAUCGUCCUCGUCCCCGUGAAGAACACAAUCUCGGUCCCAAUGACGGUGGAGCACCUCCCGCACGAUCUCAUGACCGCGCUCGUCCACUACGCCUCCACCGACACUACGCCACAGCAGACCCGCGAGGAGAUCCUCAUGACCGCCAAGGUCCUCGCCAGCCGCGGCCCCUGCAACUUCCUCGUCUUCGGGCUUGGCCACGAUAGCCUCCUCUGGAAGAUGCUCAACUACGCCGGAAGAACGGCGUUCCUGGAGGAGUCCGAGGAUUGGAUCCGGCAGAUCAGCGAGAAACAUCCGGAGCUAGAGACCCAUAUCGUGGAAUACAGCACAGUUCUCACCGAGGCCGAUCAGCUGCUAGAACACGCUCGAUCCAAUCGAAAGGGGAAGUGUACUGCCGUCCAGAAUUUGCUACUCUCCGAGUGUAAGCUCGCGCUCAAUGGGCUGGCGGACGAGCUCUUCCAGGUGGAGUGGGAUGUGAUCAUGGUGGACGCGCCGCGCGGGUAUUUCCCCGGCGCGCCCGGGAGGAUGGCGGCGAUCUUCAGCGCGGCCGUGAUGGCGCGGAGCCGCAAGACUGGGAAUGGGACGGAUGUGUUCGUGCACGAUGUGGAGCGCCCCGUGGAGCGCAGCUACUCGGAGGAGUUUUUGUGCCGGGAGAAUUUGGUGGAGGAAUCGGUGACGAGCCAUCUGUGGCAUUUUAGGGUUCUUCCCAGCCCCGUGGGCAGGCACGAGUUUUGCGUCGCAUCGUCUUCCUCGGGGGGAUCUCCCGCCAAUUGAGCUCGUGUGAUCUUUCCUCCUUUCUAGAGAAAUUUAGGGUUCUUCCAAAGGGCAUUUCUCGAUGCUAUGAUUUGUCGCAUUUUUUUUAUCAAUCG
This is a messenger RNA of Selaginella moellendorffii, 1429 nucleotides long. Its product is annotated as glucuronoxylan 4-O-methyltransferase 1. NCBI's taxonomy places the organism in Eukaryota, Viridiplantae, Streptophyta, Lycopodiopsida, Selaginellales, Selaginellaceae. The transcript has 2 exons. The coding region runs from base 390 to 1334 and encodes 314 amino acids. Gene Ontology annotation, biological process: xylan biosynthetic process. The record is from RefSeq and is a predicted model, not a curated record.